Columba livia (rock pigeon) is the source of this 2478-nucleotide messenger RNA. RefSeq names its product hematopoietically expressed homeobox (gene HHEX). Gene Ontology annotation, molecular function: DNA-binding transcription factor activity, RNA polymerase II-specific; RNA polymerase II cis-regulatory region sequence-specific DNA binding. The record is from RefSeq and is a predicted model, not a curated record. Lineage: Eukaryota; Metazoa; Chordata; Aves; Columbiformes; Columbidae. The coding region runs from base 593 to 1444 and encodes 283 amino acids. The transcript has 4 exons. Gene Ontology annotation, biological process: regulation of transcription by RNA polymerase II; cell differentiation.
GGCGCGUAGCGAACUCCGGGGGGUGACGGGGACCGCGCAGCCGCCUUCUCCGCCUCCUCCCUCAGUCCGGGGCCGAGACACUCUGGAGUGGUCAGCGCUCUCCCUCGUAGGGAACCCCGAAAUCCGGGUGACGCUGUGCCAUUCGCGAGUAGAGGAGCUGGAGCCGGUGAGGGCAGCGCGGCGCUCCCUGCCCACUGCCGUCGGACCCCCACUCCGUACCCUCAGACUCCCUGCGCGGCGCCCCCGUGGCCCGGGCAGGCUGCGGGUCGCGCCCCUCUGCCUGAGCUCCCCCGCGCUGCUGCGGUGGUUGAUUGGCGCCGCGGGGAGUUUGCUCGGGAAGGCGGGGGGAGAGUUUGCCGGCGGGGGGUGGUUUCCCCCUUCCCUGACCGGGCUCAUUGGCUAGACGGAGCCGUGGCAGGAAGGGGACAGAGACCACGCGAGCUCCGCCCCGCACCAAUAGAAACCUAUCGAAGGGUAACCCGAGCCCAGAGAAACCCGCGGCGGCGGUGCCAGCACCCAGCCGCCGCGGUCUGGACCGGCUUUCUGCAGGGGCGACCGGGGGCGCAGGGGGUGCGCGGGCGGCGGCCGCGCCAUGCAGUACCAGCCGCCGGGCGCGGCGCCGGCGGCGGCGGCAGCCCUGGGCGUCGGCGUCCCGCUGUACGCGCCCACGCCGCUGCUCCAGCCCGCGCACCCCACGCCCUUCUACAUCGAGGACAUCCUGGGCCGCAGCCCCGCCGCCGCCCCGGCCCCCCACUCCCUGCCCGCCCCGCCGCCGCCGACGCUGCCGUCGCCCAACUCCUCCUUCACCAGCCUGGUGUCCCCGUACCGGACCCCCAUCUACGAGCCGACCCCCAUCCACCCGGCCUUCUCCCACCACCUCGCCGCUACCUACGGCACCGGCGCCUACGCCGGGCCCCUCUACUCCUUUCCCCGCGCCGUCGGCGACUACGCGCACGCCCUGAUCCGGCAGGACCCCCUGGGGAAGCCGCUGCUGUGGAGCCCCUUCAUCCAGCGGCCGCUGCACAAGAGGAAAGGGGGGCAGGUCCGCUUCUCCAACGACCAGACCAUCGAGCUGGAGAAGAAGUUUGAGACACAAAAAUACCUCUCUCCGCCGGAGAGGAAGCGGCUGGCGAAGAUGCUGCAGCUCAGCGAGAGACAGGUCAAAACGUGGUUUCAGAAUCGCCGAGCCAAAUGGAGGCGUCUAAAGCAGGAGAACCCUCAGGCUACCAAAAAAGAAGAAGUAGAAGGUGCUGACAGUCACAGUGACCAAAGACCGGAGAGCUGCCCGACUCCAGAGCAGAAGGGUAAGGAGGUCUCCCUGGAUGGCUCUCAGUACACCCCCUCACCAGCCUCACAGGAGGACCUGGAGUCAGAUGUCUCUGACGACUCAGAUCAAGAAGUGGACAUUGAAGGUGAUAAAGGCUACUACAAUUCUACCCACUAAUGGCCCCAUGUGAAGAGUGGACCCUAACUCAGCUUGCACUUUACCAAGGGCUGGUUUGGAAGGAUAUUAUGCUACAGGAGAAAACUUUCACCAUUCCACUGAAAAAUACCCAAACAAACAACAAAAACCAACACAACACCAAAUAGACUCAUUUUAUAAUAAGCAGAGAAAGACAGAUAUAUUUUCUGCAAACAGUCCAUUUUUGGCAGUUCUCUAAUUUGGUUUAAAGAACAUGGUUUGUAUUUAAUUAUUUGUAAAAUGUUUUUGUACAUUAAUCGAUGUUCUGACUGGAAUAUAAUACUGCACCCUGUUCUUACUCACAGGAGGUCUGAAUCAGCUGCUGUUAGUGAUCAGGCAAAACUCCUGAUCUAGUGUGGAAGUGAGUAUGGACUACAGGACUAAAGCCUUUGUAUGUGUAAACCAAUGUACUUUAAAUAGAUUAAUUUAAACGCCCUUUGCAAGCAGAGAAACGUUCUGUGAAAUAGGGAGGGAUUUGACAUCCCAUGAAGUGCCUUAUGCUCACACCCUUUUACCUGCUGUGGUGUUCUCCUCUGAGACAUCCCUCCAUUCAUGAGGUAACCUCUUUGGAGAGAUUAAUUUUUGCUCUUGUUUGAGAUGAAAUGUGCCUUCUCAGAUUUUUGAGGACUUUUCCCCACAGUCUUGAUGGUUCCAUUUACAGGGAAAAAAAAAAAAAACCCAACCAUAUUUUUCUCCUUUAAAAUCUCUAGCACUGUUUUUCUACAGAUUUCAUACUUGAGAAAAAAAUGUGGGGAGUGAUAGGGCCGUGGUGCAGGAAAGAAAAUGGCAUCAGCUGUGGGGGAUGAGGCACACAGCUGUAGGAAGAUAACGCCUAAUUGUAUACAUAUCUGCUUCUGUACAUACUAGUUUUCUUUAAGUCUUACGGUUUUAUACCUCACAUUGUUCAUAUUUUGUACAUAUUUGUUCAGUGUUUAAAAACAAACAAACAAACCCCCCAAACCUGGUAUUUAAUUUUUGAUGGACUUGUCUGUGAAAUAAAACUAAACUCUGCACCA